Messenger RNA from Amphibalanus amphitrite, 1351 nucleotides. RefSeq names its product electron transfer flavoprotein subunit beta-like. Gene Ontology annotation, cellular component: cytosol. Bases 108 to 866 code for a protein of 252 amino acids. The record is from RefSeq and is a predicted model, not a curated record. Gene Ontology annotation, molecular function: electron transfer activity. The transcript is spliced from 6 exons. NCBI's taxonomy places the organism in Eukaryota, Metazoa, Arthropoda, Thecostraca, Balanomorpha, Balanidae.
CUCAAGGGACCUCAGAUCGCCUCAGAUCCUUUUACUUGCCUUUUACAACACGGAGAAAUACGAGGGUGUCACUGUUAUUAUUCGAUUUGAUUAUAUAAUACGAAAUUAUGAGGAUAUUGGUGGGAGUCAAGAGAGUGAUUGAUUAUGCUGUCAAGGUGCGGGUGCGGCCAGACAAGAAGGGGGUUGUCACUGAUGGAGUCAAACACUCCAUGAACCCUUUUGAUGAAAUUGCUGUGGAGGAGGCCAUCAGACUGAAGGAGAAAAAGAUUGCCAAGGAAGUGGUGGCGCUCUCCAUCGGACCCACCCAGGCUCAGGAGACGCUGCGGACCGCGCUGGCGAUGGGCGCCGACUCCGCCAUCCACGUGGAGGUGCCGGCCGGGGAGCUGGAGCGCGUCCAGCCGCUGCAUGUCAGCCGCAUCAUCUCCAAACUGGCCACCGAGGGCAAGUUCGACCUGGUCAUGGUCGGCAAACAGGCCAUCGACGACGACUGCAACCAGACGGCGCAGAUGACGGCCGCCAUGCUGGACUGGCCGCAGGCCACGUUCGCCUCCAAGGUGGAGAAGGACGGCGACUACCUGAAGGUGACUCGCGAGAUUGACGGCGGCCUGGAGACCAUCAAGGUGGGCGUGCCGGCCGUCAUCUCGGCAGACCUGCGACUCAACGAGCCCCGCUACGCCACCUUGCCCAACAUCAUGAAAGCGAAGAAGAAGCCGAUCAAGAAGAUGAAGGCGUCUGAGCUGGGUGUCGACCUGACGCCGACGAUCGAGGUCAUCUCCGUGGAGGAUCCCCCGGUGCGCGCGGCGGGCAUCAAGGUCGAUGACGUCGAUACGCUCAUCGCCAAAUUGAAGGAGGCCGGACGGGUCUGAGCGAAAAAUGCUUAUCGUCACAGCGACUCCAGUAGAGGCUACCGCGAGGCGGAGUCUCGCCCACCCAGCGAUGGGUGUCUACAAUGCAAUGAAUAUGACCCGGGCCAUACAGUGCUCAGCCGGCGUCCGGAGCUGUGAAAACUCCACCGAGGCUGCUCGGAGCGGGGUGUCAUACAGGGGAGCAUCGGGCCGAUAUGAUACAGAUGGGGAUACUAUAGCCGGCCCUCGGCAGUGUGGUGUCGACUCAGACUCAGCGCCGGCCGGCGGGGCACGGCGACCUGCGGUGGACGGAUCACAACCGCGGCGCUCCCGUCUCCUGCGAUACACCGCUUGGGUGCCCCGAAAUCGGUGCUGAGGAUAUUUGUAUCACUGUAUGCUUGAUCAUGCUGGUUUAGUUUCGGUUUUUAAAAUAUGGCAGAGGCGAAUGUUGGUCAGGUAAACGAAUAAUACAUGUGGCUCUUGGACUUAGUGCCCCAUGGCGUUAA